UCUUUCUGAGAAACAAAGGAAAGAGCAACUGCAACCAUUUGCCUCCAACUUCCAAAAGAUCUAAAAUUAUGCACAAACUUAAAAAGAAAAAAAAAAAGGAAAAAGAAUUGAAGAUUCAUGAGUAAAUUGAUAUUUGAUACAUUGGAAACAAAAGUUUUUCUAUUUGUUUGUGGCCGGUCGCAUGCAGUUCAUCAUUGACCGCUAGUUGCCAAUAGCUAAUUGUAAACCAUUCAGCCAAACAUGCCCUUAGUAAUUAUAUUUAUAUCAUUGAUAACAUAGCCCAAGUCAUUGAUAAUGGAGAAACAAAGACAACAAUCACCGGAAGUUUCAUCAAUCCAGCAAAACUCCAAAAAAUAGCCGGCCAAAAAAGGACGGCAAACUCUAAUCUUUGCUUCAAUUUUCUUGUAAAAGGAUCAAAUAACACAGUGCCUUUCCCUUAUUACAAAACUUAGUUCCCAUUUCAUUUCUCCAUUUAUCUCUACUAUGUCACCAAGCAAUCUCCACAGCUUUGAUUCUCUGCCAAAAUUCCAAGAUUUUGAAAGAUGGGUUGUUGUUUUGGUAAGCCUUCAACAAUUCUAUCUUCUCCUUUCAAUCGAAGAAGCCUAGAUAAGUUGAAACAAGAAAGAGGAUAUAUUGGUAGGCCUAAUGGAGGUGAAGCUAGGGGAAAGUUGUUUAGGCAAGAAGGAGAUACCAAUAAUAAUAAUAAUAAGAGAGUAGUAGCGAUUAAUGGUGCUACUAAUAAUAAAAAUGGAGGUGGAGAGAAAUUUGCUGGUAAAGAAGUGUCACAGAAUGGUGGUGUUGGUAAUGCAUCACAAAGAAAUGUUUUGAAGAAGAUUGGUUUAGAUGAACUUGUUGAUGGAUGGCCUAAAUGGCUUGUUGAUAAUAUUCCUAAAGAGGUUUUGGCUGGUUUGGUUCCUAAAAGUGCUGAUUCUUAUGAUAAAUUAGCUAAGGUUGGGCAAGGAACUUAUAGCAAUGUGUAUAAAGCUAAAGACAGAGAGACAGGAAAAAUUGUUGCUUUGAAGAAAGUUCGGUUUGACACAUCAGAGUCAGAGAGUAUUAAGUUUAUGGCAAGAGAGAUAAUGAUGUUACAGAAGCUAGAUCAUCCAAACGUUAUAAAGCUUGAAGGAGUAGCCACAUCAAGGAUGCAAUAUAGUCUGUAUCUUGUCUUUGAUUUCAUGCAGUCAGAUCUUACCAGAAUCAUCACUCGUCCAGGCCAGAGACUCACUGAACCGCAGGUUAAAAGCUAUAUGCAUCAACUACUUUCAGGUCUCCAACACUGCCAUGAGAGAGGAAUUUUACACAGAGACAUAAAAGCAUCCAACUUAUUAAUAGACAAAAAUGGAAUGCUAAAAAUUGCAGAUUUUGGACUAGCAAAUUUCUUCAAUCCAAAACCAAAAAGACCUCUUACAAGUAGAGUAGUAACAUUAUGGUAUAGAGCUCCAGAAUUGCUAUUAGGGUCUACAGAUUAUGGUGUAGGCAUUGAUCUAUGGAGUGCAGGCUGUUUAUUAGCUGAAAUGUUCGUUGGAAGACCAAUUAUGCCUGGAAGAACUGAAGUUGAACAACUUCACAGGAUUUUUAAGCUUUGUGGUUCACCACCUGAAGAUUACUGGAAAAUCAUGAGAUUAUCUACAAGUUUUAGACCUCCUCAACAUUAUAAACCCAGUUUUCAAGAAGCUUUUAGGGAUUUUCCUGAAUCUUCCUUUGGUCUUUUGACUUCUCUUCUUGCUCUCAACCCUGCAUACCGUGGCUCUGCUGCUUCUGCUCUUCAAAGCCAUUUUUUCAGUUCUAGCCCAUUGGCUUGCGAACUUCCAGGACUGCCAGUAAUCUACAGGGAGGAGGAUGAGCCAACUCAAGCCAGUGAUAAGAAGAAGCGUAGGAGAUCGAAAAAGCAAUCCUCUCGAACAGGUCAAGAAGGACAUGGAAGAAGGAGUGUCAGUAUUCAACCGGUCAAAGAAGACACUGAAUCUUCUAAAGAGGUGGAGAGGUACUCAGAAUCAAACAUGAGUGGGCAAGAGACUGGAAACAGCAGCCAUUCCUCAAGUGUAAAAGGAGUAAGAGAAAGGGAAAAAGAAAGUCAAAGGGCAUCAUUUUCUCCGAUUCGACCAUUCUGGCCGAACAAAGCAUCAAGCUCAACGGUGAGAACUGAAGCUCAUCCAAAUGCAACAAAGAACAUCCAAAACUUCACUCUCUUACAAGCCUCCAUAACAGAUAUCAUUAACCACAACAAUAAUCGUCGAUCUCUUUCUACUUUGGAUUUACGUACACUUGAUCCGGAUAAGGUUUACAAACUCUUUGGACUUGAUAAAGAAAUUUAAGCCUUUUGAGUCAAUUAGUUAUUUGCUUGUAUGAAUAAAUUAUUUUAUUAUUGUUUGGUUUUGCAUUGAACAAUUAUUAGCGAGUUUCAUUCCAAUAAUCUUAAUUUUGUUGGUAAAUAUAUUUUUAAUUGUUGUCCACUAAAAUUCUAUUAAAUUCUACAAUAUUUAUUCC
This is a messenger RNA of Jatropha curcas, 2487 nucleotides long. Its product is annotated as putative serine/threonine-protein kinase At1g54610. Gene Ontology annotation, biological process: positive regulation of transcription elongation by RNA polymerase II; protein phosphorylation. Gene Ontology annotation, molecular function: RNA polymerase II CTD heptapeptide repeat kinase activity; ATP binding. Gene Ontology annotation, cellular component: cyclin-dependent protein kinase holoenzyme complex; nucleus. Lineage: Eukaryota; Viridiplantae; Streptophyta; Magnoliopsida; Malpighiales; Euphorbiaceae. The record is from RefSeq and is a predicted model, not a curated record.